GCAGCUUCUGGGUUUUGCUUUCAAGCGCACUCCUGCUGAAUCGGUGUGAGUGAGUGUGUAUGUGUGUGUGUGUGGGGCGUUCACUCUCUCUCCUGCCACAGUAGCAACACAUUGCAGCAGCGUCGGCCCCGAACAAAAGGCUAAACGCAGCAGAGCCACAGGAGGAGAAACUCAGGGAUAGAAUCAGGCUGAGUGGCCCAGCGUGACUGCACUUCUCAGGGAGGAACUCAACCUGCCAUUUAGCCCUCCUGGUCCCGGCGUGGAUACACUAGACCAGCCCUGGCUGCCUGCGUGUCUCUCUGAGCUGAGGAAAACACCCUGUUACUGACUGAUUUCUCUUUCACUUUGUCUUUCAUUCAUCCACCUCAGUCUCUCUCAUUGUUACUGAGAUUCCUGCACCUGCCCUUCUACACCUGGGCGUCUUUCCUCUUCAUCCACCUGUCCUUCAAGAUGUCAGACGAUGACUGCCGCUCGCCCAUCGGCCUCGACUGUUGCAGUUGCUGCCUGGACCUGGCCAAUGGCUGUGAUGACUCCUUGUCCAGCAGUCCAGCUCAGGGCCUCAGUACGACCGGGGGCCUGCCAGCAAGCCCUACCAGCCCCAGUGUCAGUCACUUCCGCCAGCUCCGCAACCAGCUGGUGUACCAGAACCUGAACACGGACAAGCUGAACAACAUCAUGAGGCAGGACUCCCUGGAGUCGGUGGUGAGGGACCCAUGCUUCCUGCUCAAUGAAGGGAUCUGCAACAGCAACAUUGACCAGACCAUGUUAUCUAUCCUGCUCUUCUUUCACAGUGCCUCUGGUGCUAGCGUUGUGGCCAUCGACAACAAGAUUGAACAGGCGAUGGAUCUUGUCAAGAACCACCUCAUGUACGCCGUGCGCGAGGAGGUAGAGAUCCUAAAAGAGCAGAUCAAAGAGCUGGCGGAGAAGAACAACCAGCUCGAGAGGGAGAACUACCUGUUGAAGAACCUGGCCAGCCCAGAACAGCUGGAGAAGUUCCAGUCUCGCAUCCCAACAGAUGUGCUGUUGGACAAUCAGAGCAACCAGGUGACCCCCGACCAGCAGCAGCAGCAGCAGCAGCAGUCCUUCAUGCACAGCACUGGCUCUGCUGUGUAAGUGGCUCUGCCUUGGGGCGGGCAGAGCCACUGUCUCUUAACAGUAAUGGACCUCCAUUUUGAAUGAAGCGUUACAGAAAUCGCCGCCGCCGAGAACCCCUUCGACACAACGAAGGUGAAGCAUCGGGGCAGUAAAUGAUCGAUGGGACACAAAAGAACUGUUGACUGAUAAGCUCAAAACAGAACAUAAGACGCUCUGACCGGUGCGGUUUCAGGCCCGUCCACUGAUACCGUCCAACUCUUUGUCGUAGUCUCUGUGUAGACAAAAGCGCUGAGAAUAGAGCGAGAGCUGACUAGACACCAGCAAGCGCUUGCUUUCAGACAGGUGGGGUGGGGUGGGGGGGGCUUUCCCCGCCUAGCCGAACCCUUCCAACAAACACCCUCUGCUCUAGUUAGGGGUUGUGAGGAGGUGUUGAUCGGGCUGGCCCUGCUGGUGCUAACUUGGAGAAGUGUGAGAGGGGUCCUCACCCAGAGGAGACCCACCAGAGACAGUCCUCCAUGUCUCAACGAGAAGAGCCCCAUCAUGUGGAUUUGUUUAAUCUCCAAAUACAAGUUUUAAGGACUCCCAGCCGCACAUUUCAGCCACAUAACGAAGACUUUUCCUGUACCUACAAUGCAUUGCUCAUGUGUUAGUGUACAUUUAAGCAUAACAAGAAUAAUCAACAGGAUAAGCUUAGGCAACAGAGGUGGAGGUUAAUGCAGUAUAGCCUAUUAGAGCUGGUGAACCGCUGCAGUAGACUGAUCAGUAUACUGUAAUGAUUCAGAAAAUGUAGUCUUGUAUUGUCUGCAGUUGGGGCUUGCUGCUUACGGGGGAAGUUAAUCCUGCUAUCUCUUCUGUUUUUGUUUGUGAUUCUGAACAAAAAUCAGUUGUUUGUAAAAAAAAUAGGAGUAUUGUACAGAGGUCUUAAAAAGUUUUUUUUGUUUGUUUGUAAUCUAGGGGGACAGGCAUAUCUGCCCACCUUGUUUUCCUAGCUCUUCACAGUAAAGGAUAACUACAGUGUACAUACAAGUUGAAACGUCCUGAGGUGAGCGUAGUGGAGAUGGCAAGCAAGCAGACACGGGCAUUUUGUCGCUGCAGAUGCACUCCUGAUUUUUAGCAGCGUCGUCCAGUACCUGGUCCGUUUCUUGCUCAGAUGCCAACUUGAAAACGAUGGCAUGACAACAGUGCCUGUCCGUAGUAGUAAGAAGAACACAUUUCCACACCGAGCUCUGUUGUUGUUGUUUUUCUAGCUACCAAAGACUUUGCUUUUUUUUUUUUUUUUUUUUUUUUCUCUUUCAACAACAGGAACUGAGCAAACCAGGACCAUGUGUAAAACUUCACAGGGAGAAGUUAUGUUUGUAGCUAGUGCUAAAGUUUCUAUGUGUUUUUGUAAAGAUAACGGUAUUGUUGCUGUAAAGUAUCCUGGAAACAGUUGUUCACUAUGGUGUUUGGAUACGACUGCACAUUUGCAAUAAACCUUAUGUUUACAUAAUACAA
Molecule: messenger RNA, 2589 nt
Organism: Dicentrarchus labrax (European seabass)
Lineage: Eukaryota; Metazoa; Chordata; Actinopteri; Moronidae
Gene: tsc22d3
Product: TSC22 domain family, member 3
Exons: 3
Coding region: 451-1113 (220 amino acids)
Biological process (GO): regulation of transcription by RNA polymerase II
Source: RefSeq, a predicted model, not a curated record